GUUUGAGAUUUCAUUUUUAGUACAAUUUGAACUAAAAGUGAAAAUCUAAACUGAACAAUAAUACUAGCACAGUAACGGUACUUUGAUACAGUGAUACUCCUCCAUUAUCAUCAUCGAAAUUAGUCUUUCUCUAAAUACCUAACUUAAGCAGAUUCAAACUGACUCCAAUUUCUGCCGCUGACAAGUGACCAACACAAGAAUACUUACUUGAAGGAAUAUUCUUUUCCUAGAUUUCCUGCCAAGUUUUUCCUAAAUCCGAUAACUCUGAUUCUCCUCAUUCAUCACUUUACGUUCCCCCGGGUGUUUUGAUCAAUCAUCUUCUCAUCUCUGCCAUCAAAACCAGUCCAUGGCUAAUUGUUUCAGCUUCACAGCAUCAAGAAAUACCUGUUACAAAUACUCGUUUUCUAGUGCAGGCCUAAAGUCAUCCACCACUGACCUAAAAGAUGGCACAAUCAUGCACUUUUGGGUCCCAAAAACUCACAAACAAAACAAGCCCACUCUGCUUCUCAUCCAUGGGAUGGGAGCCAAUGCAAUGUGGCAAUGGAAUGAAUUCAUUUCACCCUUGUCCUCUAAAUUCAACAUCUAUGUUCCAGACUUGGUUUUUUUUGGGGAAUCAUACACCACUAGGCCAGAAAGGACUGAAGCUUUUCAAGCUCAGUGUGUGAUGAAGACCAUGGAGGCUCAUGGGGUCAAGAAAAUGAUUGUUGUGGGGAUUAGCUAUGGUGGGUUUGUUGGGUACAGUAUGGCUCUGCAGUUUCCUGAUGCUGUUGAGAAGCUGGUGCUUGGAUGUUCUGGGGUGUGCUUGGAAGAAAAGGAUAUGGAGGAUGGAAUGUUUCAGGUGAAGAGUGUGGAUGAGGCUGCUGAUAUUUUGUUGCCUCGGACCCCAGAAAAGUUGAGGGAAUUGAUGAAGCUUUCCUUCUAUAAGCCACAGAAGAAUAUCCCUUCUUGUUUCCUUGCUGAUUUCAUUGAUGUGAUGUGUGUAGAAAAUCGUCAAGAAAAAAUAGAGUUGAUUCAGGCAUUACACAAAGAUAGGAAGUUCUCCAAUCUUCCGAAGAUUACUCAAGUCUGUGUUCCUCAUAUUAUUAUGAAAUCUUUAAUAUGUUAAAACACAUGUGUCGCAGUUUCUCACUGAUAGUGCAAUGUUCUAUGCUCCAUGCAGCCCACACUGAUCAUAUGGGGCGAACAUGACAAAAUCUUCCCACUGGAGUUAGGUCACAGAUUAAAAAGGUCAGUUUCCAUUAAAACUGCAUCGCUUACAACCUAGAUGACGUAUCAGAAUUCAGAUGUAAACUAAGUUACCUCCAAUUUCCAUUCUUGUAGUAUAGAAUUCAUAAACUGCAGUCAGUAGGCAAGUCUAGGGAAUGUAUGUCCUAAUGGCUCAUUGAAAUUCUCUUCUUCCUGGACUCUUUUGACUUAAAAAUCGAGAUACUAUAGUGGCUCGUUCACAACUGGAACCUCAUGAUAUCACUCAAAUUUUUAUGUGGUUUCGAUGAUUAAAACCUUUUCAGGCAUUUGGGAGAAAAUGCGGAGCUGGUAAUUAUUAAGAAUGCAGGUCAUGCAAUCAAUAUAGAGACAUCCAAGGAACUUUACAAGCAUUUGAAGUCAUUCCUUGUUAGUCCUUCCCCGGUUUCUAAGAAUGCGAUAAAUGGCAGCAGGAACAAGGAGGACUAAUGUCGUCUGGAAAGUGAUAUCCGAUGUAAAGAGGAUAUGUAUUAUUAGUAUACUUCCAAAUGAUUUAUUCUACAAAUCGAUAUUAUAGGCUGGUGAAGAAGCUAUAUAUUGUGCAACAUUUGUCCUCUGUUACCAAUUUUGAAAGGGUUUCAUUUGUGAUGGUGUUGGUUAAUCUUCCUCCUCUUGCCGAAUGCUGGAAAUUUAUCACUCGGGCUUGAACUGGAAACCUGGAGAUAUUUAUGUUACUAAAAUACAAGCAUUAGUUAAGUUUAUGGCCAAAAAA
Molecule: messenger RNA, 1954 nt
Organism: Oldenlandia corymbosa var. corymbosa
Lineage: Eukaryota; Viridiplantae; Streptophyta; Magnoliopsida; Gentianales; Rubiaceae
Source: the annotation of a GenBank genome assembly